AUGGAUAUGCUUAUUAUUGACCAAACACAUGCGAAUCAUUCUCAAAGCUCGUCUGUCUAUCUUCAAGAUUUUCGUUCCGAGCCUUGUCAAGUAUGUGGGGAGAAUGCUAGUGGUUGGCAUUGUGGGUCGAUUACUUGUGAAGCUUGCAAAAAAUUUUUCCUUCGAUCAGUUAACGAUGAAUAUCGUAAAUACAAAUGUAUGAAAGAUAAAAAUUGUCUGAUUACGCGAACUACGCGAACGCAAUGUCAGUAUUGUCGGUAUGCCAAAUGCAUUCAAGUGGGAAUGAAACUCUCAGGUAAAGAAUUUUGCAUUCAUCAAACAACCGAUCACAUAGUAGUUGUAGAAGGAAGUCCAAAUCUAAAGAUCGAAGAUAUUUUCAAACAAAUCCCAUGUGCUGUGUGUCAUCACGCUUCGUCUGGUAUUCAUUUUGGUGCUACAACAUGCGAAGGGUGUAAAGGUUUUUUUCGUCGGACGAUGAGAGAACGUAUUCCACCACGUUACAAAUGUGCAGAAAAUAAUACGUGUGUUAUUGGUUAUUUGACACGAAAUUCUUGUCGAGCGUGUCGUUUUGAAAAAUGUCUUCGAGCUGGAAUGUCUAUGGAAGGAUCACGCAUUGGACGGCAAUCGAAUUUAUUUAAACAUAAGAUGGUUGAAUUACAACGGCAAGGGUUAAUUCGUUCACAAUUACAACAAGUGAUUGCACUGAAUUCUGUUAAUUGUCAAUUGAGUUCAUCGAAUCGUACUCAACCGGGUAAUUCUAAACGAAAACCGACGAUUAAUUCUGGAAAUGACAAUGAAGAUCUUUCAUCAUAUGUCGAAUCAGCAAUGGUGUUACAUUUCGAAGAUAAAUUGGAAACUCAUCUGCUUCAGCAAAUAUCAAAUCUUGAAAAUGCUUAUACAACUUAUCUCAAAGAGUUACCAUUCUGUUCGAAUGAUACCAUUGAUCUUUGGCAUACAUGCUUAUCACAAAUAAAUGAAUAUACAAAACGAGUUGGAGAUUUUGCAUUGACUAUUCCUGAGUUUUCGAGUUUGAAUUCGGAUGAUCGAACUUUAUUGAUCCAUUCAUCGACACAUUCAGUCAUCAUUCUAUGUCUUUGCUUACAAUCACCACGAUUUCGUACAUUAACGAAUGAUCUGAACUGGAAUUACUUGAAUAUUUCCGUCAAUUCUCCAUGUGGUCAAUAUCUUCAACAAAUGUUCCCGUUUCUCUUCGAUUUAGAGCAAUUCACAUAUUCAUUUGAGAAAGAACUUCAAUUAUUAGAGCUCGACGAUAGAGAAAACGCAUUAUUCCUUGCUCUACUUCUUGUUUCAGUUGCAAAUAGUAAAUUCAUCGAGAUUGAUAAACUCGAAAAAAUUCAAGAGAAUAUCUUUUGUACCUUAUAUGAUUACAUGUCUGCUAAACGUGGUGUUAAUAGUAAUGAUUACUUUAUUUUAACAGUUCAAAUUCCAUUUAUUCAUCGAAUCAAUAGUAUUAUCUCGGCAAAUCUUGUCAAUUCAAAAUAUUACUCAACUUCGAUAUAA
Messenger RNA from Adineta ricciae, 1521 nucleotides. The record is from the annotation of a GenBank genome assembly. NCBI's taxonomy places the organism in Eukaryota, Metazoa, Rotifera, Eurotatoria, Adinetida, Adinetidae.